Messenger RNA from Lasiodiplodia theobromae, 1701 nucleotides. Its product is annotated as WD repeat containing protein. Gene Ontology annotation, molecular function: snoRNA binding; protein binding. Gene Ontology annotation, cellular component: small-subunit processome. The record is from RefSeq and is a predicted model, not a curated record. Lineage: Eukaryota; Fungi; Ascomycota; Dothideomycetes; Botryosphaeriales; Botryosphaeriaceae. The transcript has a single exon. Bases 1 to 1701 code for a protein of 566 amino acids.
AUGUCGUCCUUCUUUACGACCCCGGCGUCGCAGCGGAAAAGAAAGCGCUCGCAGACCUCCGCCCAAGCCCCAGAAAAACGCAAUCGCAAGCACCGCGAGGACUCCAUCUCUAGUAGCGAUUCCGAUGACAACCAAGAGAGCCGGCCGCGCGACAACGAAGACCAUGAGAGUGACCACUCCUCAGACGCCGACGACGAAACCGCCGCAGAACGCCGUCUGCGUCUUGCCGAGCGCUACCUGGAGAACAUCCGCGAAGAAGUCGACGAGGCCGGGUUUGAUGCGGCCGAAAUCGACAAGGACCUGAUCGCGGAACGGUUGAAAGAGGAUGUCGCCGAGAGCAAAGGCCGCGUUUACCGGCGCAUAGCGUCGAGCGUCGAUUUCCCCUCCGCGACCCAUGCUUUCUUCCGUAGAGACAACCAUGCCACUACAGCAAUCGCAACACACCCCCCCUACGCAUACACGGCCACCAAGGACAUGUGCCUCAUCAAGUGGUCGAUACCUUCUCCGCUAGAUCCCUCCAUCCAACACCCUUCCAACCUGACUCCUCGAACCACGCCUUCCCAGGUUGUUUGGACCAAGGGCAGCAAAAACUACGCAAAGGACCCAACCUACCAACAUCACACCGGACCCAUACUAUGCGUAGCCGUCUCUCCAGACGGCAAGUUCGUCGCGACUGGCGGAGCGGACAAGAAACUGAUCGUCUGGCGGGCCGAGGAUCUCACCCCUCUGAAGGUCUUCACGCAACAUCGGGAUGCGGUUAUUUCUCUCGCCUUCCGGCGCGGCAAGAACCAGCUGUUCAGCGCAAGCGCCGAUAGGACAAUCAAGACGUGGAGCUUGGACGAGCUCGCUUACGUCGAGACGCUUUUCGGACAUCAGGACUCGGUGAUAGAUAUCGCCGCACUUGCGCAGGAGCGGUGUGUGAGCGUGGGCGCGCGGGACCGUACGGCAAGAUUAUGGAAGGUGGUCGAGGAGUCACAGCUCGUCUUCCGCGGCGGCGGGUCGAGCGUGACCAAGACCAACCGCUCGGACGGAAACAGCAACAGCGCAAAGAGCGGCGGCUUCGUCGAGGGCAGCAUCGACCGCGUUGCGCUCGUCGACGAGGAGACGUUCGUCACGGGCAGCGACAACGGGGCCAUUUCGCUGUGGUCAAUCCACAAGAAGAAGCCCGUCUUCACCGUCCCGCUGGCCCAUGGCGUGGACCCGCCCAUGCGCCCUGCCGAGGUCUACGCCGACGCCGAGAUCGACGACGACGCCUGGAUCCCGCCUCCGCAGCCCCGGUGGAUCACGGCGCUAACCACCAUCCCGUACACCGAUGUCAUUCUCAGCGGCAGCUGGGACGGCUGGGUCAGGGCGUGGAAGAUCAACAAGGAAGGGCGCAGGAUUGAGGCGUUGGGGACCGUUGGCCGUGAUCGGCAGCGGCAGCAGGACGGCGCGGAUGUCGACGGCGAUGCCGUCAUGACCAAUGGCGCAGCCGACGAUCUGCAGCCCGGGGUGGGGAACAUCAGGGGCGUGGUGAACGAUCUGUCGGUUUUCGAGAGGGGUGACAGGGGCAAGGACGGCAUCUGUGUUGUCGCGGCCGUCGCGAAGGAGCUUAAGUUGGGCAGAUGGAGAAAAUACCCCGGUAAGAACGCAGCCGUCGUUUUCGAGGUUAAAAGGAACGUUGGCGAGAUGGAAGAACACGGAGAGGGGGAGGAGGAGUAA